Molecule: messenger RNA, 3210 nt
Organism: Danio aesculapii
Lineage: Eukaryota; Metazoa; Chordata; Actinopteri; Cypriniformes; Danionidae
Gene: man2b2
Product: mannosidase, alpha, class 2B, member 2
Exons: 19
Coding region: 63-3083 (1006 amino acids)
Biological process (GO): mannose metabolic process
Cellular component (GO): lysosome
Molecular function (GO): alpha-mannosidase activity; carbohydrate binding
Source: RefSeq, a predicted model, not a curated record
UCUGUCAUGAGACUCUUGAUACAAACCGGUUGUGAUGUUUUGAUGGUCCUGAACUGGCGAAGAUGAUUUUACCUUUCUUGCUCGGUUUACUGCUCAUGACAGUCUCUGAAAACGAUGCAGCCGAGAAGAUUCAAGCUUUCGUCAUUCCCCACAGUCACAUGGAUGUUGGCUGGGUGUACACAGUACAGGAGAGCAUGCACGCAUACGCCAGCAAUGUCUACAGCACUGUGGUAGAAGAGCUGGCUAAAGUCAAAAAACGCAAAUUCAUCGCAGUUGAACAGGAGUUUUUCCGACUCUGGUGGACGAAUGUGGCAUCAGAUUGGCACAAGAAACAGGUGAGACAGCUGCUGCUGGAGGGUCGUCUGGAGUUUAUCAUCGGUGGUCAGGUGAUGCAUGAUGAGGCGGUGACAGAUGUUGACGAUGCCAUUCUUCAACUCACAGAGGGUCAUGGCUUUUUGUAUGAAACUUUUGGUGUUCGGCCACGUUUUGCCUGGCACGUGGACCCGUUUGGAGCUUCAGCUACCACUCCAAUCCUCUUCGCCCUGGCAGGGUUUGAUGCUCACCUCAUCUCUCGCAUCGACUACGACCUUAAAGAUGACAUGCAGAAAAACAAGAAAUUGCAGUUUGUGUGGAGAGGUUCUCCAACUCUAAAGGAAAAACAGGAGAUAUUUACACACACAAUGGACCAGUUCAGUUACUGCACACCAUCGUAUAUCCCCUUCUCUAACAGGUCUGGGUUUUACUGGAAUGGUGUUGCCUUGUUUCCAGACCCCCCUAAAGAUGGCAUAUACCCCAACAUGAGUCUCCCAGUGACAAAGGAAACUGUGGAGCUUUAUGCACAGACCAUGGUGGACAACAUCAGACUGAGGGCCCAGUGGUUCAGAAGCAGCCAUGUUCUCUGGCCUUGGGGCUGUGACAAGCAGUUCUACAACGCAUCCGUGCAGUUCUCAAACAUGGAUGUUUUGAUGAACUACAUUAAUGCACACAGUGAUAAGUAUGGAGUUACAGUUCAGUACGCCACACUAAAGGAUUAUUUCCAGACACUGCACCAAACUAAUCUGUCCUGGGACGUAAGAGGAAGUCAAGACUUUCUUCCUUACUCAACAGAGCAGUUUCAGGCAUGGACUGGGUUCUACGGCUCCAGAAAUGUGUUGAAAGGAGUAGCACGACGAGCAAGUUCACUUUUGUAUGCAUCAGAGUCUCUCUUCACUAGAUACCGUAUCAGCUAUCCAGAUGGUCCAGUUCAGAGAGAGUGGGCUCUAGGCAAACUCAAGGCCCUGAGAUGGGCUGUCUCUGAGGUUCAACAUCAUGACGGCAUCACAGGGACCGAAUCUCCCAAAGUGGCUGAUAUGUACAUGGAGCAUCUCUUGCAAGGCAUGAUGGGAGCUGAGGAACUCUUGGCGGCCAUUUUCUUGCUUCCACAGACCCUUUCCAAUGACAUUCAUGACCAACUCAAAACGAGACCCACCAUAGUCAAGACUGACUCAGAAAAUGUUCCUGAACAGCAUAUCUUCGUGUACAACCCCCUUGCCUGGAAUAUUUCAACAUAUGUUAAUGUUUCUGUUCAAUAUGCAAUGGCAGUAGUGCUUGACGAUGAUGGAAAGGCAGUACCUGCUCAGAUCCAGCCAUCGAUGGAGUCUUCCACUGACUAUGAUCUGUUUUUCGUUGUUGAACUGGGUGGUCUGCAAUACAGAAAGUACACUAUACAGUUCCCACAAUCCCCCUCUGACACUGGCUCUGCCUGUGGGCCGACUUAUGUGGCCAAAGUAGUGAAAUUUAAUAAGAUAAACGUGAGCCAGUGGAAGAGGACUGGUAGAAAGUUGUUACCAGUUCUGAAUGAGUGCUAUAAACUGAUGUUUGACCAAGAGACAAAUCUUCUGCACAGCAUCACAGACCGGUCCAAAAAGACGAGAGUUCGUGUUCAGCAGGACUUUUGGGAGUAUAAGGCCAAUGGGGACGUCCAGUCUGGGCCGAUUUCAGACAACUACAUCUUUACUGCCAACAGCUCAGCUGUUCCUGCUUACAAAUCUGUGGCCAUGGAGAUUGUGCCAGGGAAGGUCGUCUCAGAGAUACGUCAGUAUUUCUACAGGGAGGAAGAAGACACAAACCACACUUACUCUGUGGUGACCAGAGUGCCGGUGGGGUUCAAGGGUCGCCUGUCCUGCUUCAGGCUGGAGCAAAGCUAUAAAGUGGGCCCUCUAGAGGUGAACAGAGAGACGGUGUUCAGAACCCGCACCAGUCUGAAGAAUAACAGAACACUGUUUACUGACAACAAUGGCUAUCAGAUGAUGAGAAGGAGCUAUAAGGCCUAUGCUAACAACACAGUGGCCCGGAAUUACUACCCAAUGGUGCGAGUGGCCUACAUGGAAGAUGAAUCCAGCAGAGUGGUGUUUCUCAGUGAAAGAGCUCAUGGAGUGGCCAGUCUGAGUCAGGGUCAGCUAGAAGUGAUGCUUCAUAGGCGGCUCUGGAACAACCAGGAGUGGAAUCGGGGUUAUAACCUGACUCUCAAUGACUCGUCCGUGGUGCGGCCCAUUCUUUGGAUGAUGCUGGGAUCUCCUGAUUCAUUGUCAUCCAUCUAUCAGCAGGAGGCAGUGGAGCUGCAGCACAGACCAGUGGUUAUGGCCAUUGACCAGCCCCAGAAGCCACUGAAUCCGAGAGAGACAUUUAGUGGGCCGUCUGUUCAUCCGGUUGUGCUUCCUCAGAAUCUCCACAUGCAGAGCCUCAGCAUCCCAGGCUGGAACUACAGUCCUGAACACGGCUCAGGUGGAGAUGAAAAGUCAGAGAUCAACUUUGAUCGUAUUCUUUUGAGGAUCACACACCUGUAUGAAGAAGGAGAAAACCCAGUGCUGUCACAGCCCACCACUAUUAACCUAAAGGAAGUUAUGCAGGGCAUAGGGCAAGUGUCAAAGGUUCAGGAAUGCUCUCUCACUGGAACCUGGAAUAUAUCAGACCUCCAGAGGUGGAACUGGAAAACGAAUGAAACCAUGCAAAAAACAGAUAAAAGCGUUUUUAGUCGUGUUACCCAAGACUUCAGUGUGACCAUUUCCCCAAAAGAAAUCAGAACCUUCUUCAUCUACUUUUAAUAAACUGUCUGGCAGCAGCCAGUAGUUAUCUUCUGUGAAGAUUAAUUUCUGAAAAUAUUCCUGAAUUGUCCCAAAAUUGAUCAUCUAAGCAUCUAUUCUUAACAUUUUACAAAACUCUUUUGUUAAA